Sciurus carolinensis (gray squirrel) is the source of this 3818-nucleotide messenger RNA. It is a transcript of the gene Rnf149, whose product is annotated as ring finger protein 149. The record is from RefSeq and is a predicted model, not a curated record. The transcript is spliced from 10 exons. The coding region runs from base 1 to 1515 and encodes 504 amino acids. Lineage: Eukaryota; Metazoa; Chordata; Mammalia; Rodentia; Sciuridae.
AUGGCCGCGGUCCUGGCCUGCUGCCCUGCUUCCCGUUACUCGGGCGGUUACUUCCCCGGACUCGGGGGCGCUCUGCGUACUAUUGCACAAGCUCUGCUCGGGCCCGAGGGGGGCGUCGCGCCUGCGCAUUCCACCCCAGAGGGCCGGGCGGGGUUGCCCCGCCCCCGCGCUCCCACGCCCAGCCAGGUGCGCGUGCGCCGCGGCUCCGCCCCCCUGAGCUGCUCUCCACUCCGGAUUCGCGGCGGGCCGGCGGCAGUUUCUCUUCGCUGGUCGGCGGCCUCGCUUGUUCCUCGGCAGCCCGCCGGUAAGGCCGUGGCGUGGCAGCGGCGGCCUAUGGCCGGGAUCCGAGCCCGCGGCGCGCUGGCGCUGCUGGCCUUGGCCUUGUGCGCGCCCCAGGCCCGGGGCCGGGCGCUCGAGUGGUACUCGGCCGUGGUGGGCAUCGAGUACGUGGACCCGCAGACGAACCUGACUGUGUGGAGCGUCUCGGAGAGCGGCCGCUUCGGCGAUAGCUCGCCCAAGGAGGACGCGCAGGGCCUGGUGGGCGUCCCGCACGCGCCGGGAGGAGACCCCGAGGGCUGCGCGCCAGGCACGCGCUUCUGGGUGCCCACGCCGGGCGGCCACGGGUCUGCGCCGUGGGUCGCCCUGGUGGCGCGCGGGGGCUGCACCUUCAAGGACAAGGUGCUGGCGGCGGCGCGGAGGAACGCCUCAGCGGUGGUGGUGUACAACGAGGAGCGCUACGGGAACCUCACAGCGUCCAUGUCGCACGCUGGAACAGGAAAUAUAGUGGUCAUUAUGAUUAGCUAUCCAAAAGGAAGAGAAAUUUUAGAUCUGGUGCAAAAAGGAAUUCCAGUAAAAAUGACCAUAGGGAUUGGCACCCGUCAUGUGCAGGAGUUCAUCAGCGGUCAGUCUGUGGUGUUUGUGGCCAUUGCCUUCAUCACUAUGAUGAUUAUCUCCUUAGCCUGGCUAAUAUUUUACUAUAUACAACGUUUUCUAUAUACUGGCUCGCAGUUUGGAAAUCAGAGCUAUAGAAAGGAGACUAAGAAAGUUAUUGGCCAGCUUCCACUUCAUACUGUAAAGCAUGGAGAAAAGGGAAUUGAUAUUGAUGCUGAGAAUUGUGCAGUGUGUAUUGAAAAUUUUAAAGUAAAGGACGUUAUCAGAAUUCUGCCAUGCAAGCAUAUUUUUCAUAGAAUAUGCAUUGACCCAUGGCUUUUGGAUCACCGAACAUGUCCAAUGUGUAAACUUGAUGUCAUCAAAGCCCUGGGAUAUUGGGGAGCAGACGCCGAGGAUGUUCAGGAGCUGCCCACUCCUGAGUCUGCCCCUGGGAGCGUUCCGCCUGGGAAUGUGAGUGUGGCGUCACAAGAGGAGGGCAGAAGCAGUGGCAGCAGCCUGCCAUCCUCAUCCUCCAGCGAGUCCGGGCCUCAGCGCCCCGCCACUUAUAAAGAAGACGCAGGGGAGCACACAGCACUGCUAGAUGCCGGCAGGAGUGACCCUCAGCGUGGAGGACCCAUCUCCUAGUGCACAUCCCUGACAGACCCAUAACUUGAACUAAAAAGGACAUUUUAUUUUUUUAUUUUAGCACAUAGUUUAUAUACUUGAAAAUAAUGUACAUUAUUUUACCUUUCAGAUUCAGAUUUGAUAUACAGAGGGCUAAGCUAUUUUACUCUUAAAGAGACUUUUUGAUUCAUCUUCAUAUAUUUAUCUAUAAGAAUACAGUGUUUAUGAUAAAUUAUUUUGGACUAUCAGAUGAUGCCUAGGGAAGGCACUAAUGUGGAAGGGGGUUAUUUCUAAAUACUACACUAGCUACUAUGGUACUGUAAACACAAGGUUAAUUUUGUUUCUUGAGCUUUUUAGACAAAGCACACCAAUUUUAGAUUAGUUGAAGUGGAAUUGUGUGAUUACAUUCAAUAAUUGAUCACACAGGCUUUCUCCAAAGGAAAAACUUGGAGAACUUACUUUAAAUUUGCAAGAUGAGAAAUCUAUAGCUUUCUUACACAUUUUGCAUUGCACAUAGAGAUUUCAGAACCUGAGAGAGCGAUUUCCAUUGUCGUCUGGAAUUAUGAGAAAAGCGCUAGACGACUUCAGGAAUUGCAUCUUCCCUGUAGUACCAACUACUUGUGACAUCUUGAUGGAGGGAAAUUUGUCCACCUUUCCUACAAAUAAAAAGUUAAGACUUUAUAUUUCACAUAAGCAUUAAGUUAUUUGCUGCUUGAUUAUGGAAAUCAAAUAGAUGUACUAUGAUUCAUUUUUAUAAUGAUGAAUAUAUUGGUUCUAAUUGUAAUUUAAUCUUUACAAUUAAAAGGUGGUAGAUGAAGAAUUUUGGUUUUUUUUGUUGUUGGAAUAAAGUAACCAGUUUUUCUUGAUUAGUUCUUAAGCAAGCCCUUGCUUUUAACUAUUCCCCUGCUCCUUUUUUUUUUUUUUUUUUUUUUUACUUUUGUUUACUGUUCUCAUAGGUCAAAGGUAAAGCUUUUGGAGAUUGCUGUUUUAUAAAGUGACCAAACAGAUUCUGCUCUUUUCUCACUUCUUGGAGGUAGAAGUCAAGGAUUACGUAAUAGUUAUUUCUGUAGAGUGUAGAUUCUAUACACUUUUGUUAAUGCUGAACUAUUUACUUUGUUUAUUAAGGAAAAUGUAAUUUAAAAAAUGUAUAAAGAAUUUAUCUUAUAGCUGUAUCUAGAGUAUAAGGGUUUCUGAAGCUUAUUUUCUCCAGCUAUGUACUAUAUACAUAAACUGAGUCUAGCUAUUUGGAGUAAAGUACUUCAUGAGUUGUUUUAGUGAAAUAAACUGUAUAGCCAGAUUUGAUAAGAGGGGCUGUUGAAAUAGAAAAUUUGUCUUGCUUUGAGCACUUGUUUUCACAGACAGCCUCAAAGUUAGUUUCCAUAAAAGCUGUUAUCUUGAAGUCUACCUUCUGUGUUCACUGUGAAUAGAAAAAUACAUUCUUGAUUCUGUAUCAAGUAGAUUGUCUUUCAAGAGACACGUAAGGAAAAGUGCUUUAAUACUUCUUUUUGGUAGCUAAUGAAGCUGUCUCAGAACACUGUCUCAGACCGAGGUUAAUUAUAGAAGUGUAACUUCUUAAUCAGCAGAUGUCAAAAUAACUUCCCUUAAUUCUUACCAGAAUCUUUAUGGAAACUUUAAAGUUAAUAAAAUACUGAGAAUAUGGGGAAUCUAGAUGAAGAGUAUAAUAAAUAAGAGAUCUAGUUUCUUUCCUCCUAACAAUUGUCAUAAAAGCCAUUUGUUCACAUAAUGUGGAACAGUGUUUUUUACUUUGAAAAUCGGGAAUGGUGUGAAGGAAACAGAGUUGGUGACACUGAAGCACAUGGCGGUUCUCUGCUUGCCUGCCUCUUCACUCCCUGCAGUCUUGAUUGGCAUUCUGACUUUCCCAGCAGAAAACCUCAAAGGACCAGAGAGGUGUAAGGACAUGCAUCAUUUGGCAGGUGAUUUGAAGAUAUUGAAACUACAGAAAAAUCCUGAGAACUCAAGGUUUUAUUUUUAAUGUCUUGCUUUUGUCUAACAAUUAAAUUGAACUCAAUUGUACUUAAAAGUUGAUCCCAGUGAAGGGAAGGGAAUCUUGCUGUUGUCCAGGCUGGCCUUGAAUUCCUGGGCACAAGUGGUGCUCCUGCCUCAGCUGCCUGAAUAGCUGGGAUUACAGGCACCACCUCCACGCCCAGCUUGUCUUUUACUUUUCAAUAUGUUUAGUGACGAACCUUUUUGUGAUAUUGUAAGCCUCAACUCAAGUCUUAUUUUUUGUAAGAUACUUUCUAAAUACAACUAUUAUUAUUUGUAAGCUGCAUAUUUAAAAAUAAAUUUGAGGGACUGGGGAUAUA